Molecule: messenger RNA, 4696 nt
Organism: Siniperca chuatsi (mandarin fish)
Lineage: Eukaryota; Metazoa; Chordata; Actinopteri; Centrarchiformes; Sinipercidae
Product: UDP-glucuronosyltransferase 3A1-like
Exons: 10
Coding region: 1087-2745 (552 amino acids)
Molecular function (GO): UDP-glycosyltransferase activity
Source: RefSeq, a predicted model, not a curated record
UUCUGACUGACUUGUUUUUCUAAUGACCUCCCUGACACAGACAAGCAUUGGUUGCAACUACAAUGAGUGCAUUGUCCAGGAUAACCUACAUGUCAAGCCUGACUUACCAGCAACUGCCUGCCAGGGCACCCACAACCCUAUCACAGUUCAUUCAGCAGUGAUGUGUUAUGGUAGCUACUCUAUUUCACAGUCACUGCUGCCUGUCUACCAAUCAAGUUAAUGUGCGUGCUGUCUAUAAAAAAAUGAAGAAAUUAAAAAAAAGACAUAUAUAAAUAAAGUAAUCAGUGUUGUUAGCUAGCUUUUCUUGUUACUAAAGACAAAGCAACUUAUUAAUGCAUCACUAAUCUAAAUUAGGUACUGGUGUCACAACAAAUAUCAUUAUAAUCAGUAAGUCCUUUCCUGUACUUAUUGAUUGGUUACAUUCUGUCAGCAGCCUUGAGAGAGUGUAACUCCUGUUAACAUUUCCAUUUCUCUAAUUUGAUACAACGAGGGCUUAGGGAACCCCCCACCCCCCUGACCCACCGCCCUUUCUCUCUUUUCCUCCCUUUCAUUAUCACUGCAGGUCCAGGGCUCUUGGACUUCUCAGUGUCUGACUUUUAGAGAAAACAGAGCCACUCACAUGUCAUAUAGAUAGAAUGAUAGUCGCAGACAUGCAUCCAAAACCUCCUGAAUACUAAGGAAUAAAUCAGUGUCUUAAUGUUGGACCUUUUUCAUUUGUUGCAAGACAAAGCAUACUGGGUAGAUUCUAGGUACACUAAAUAAGGAUUUGGGAUUCCCCCUAUCAACUUGACACUGGAGACUGUAUAAAAUAAUCUUUACUCCUGGCUCAAAUGGACAUGAGAUCAAAAAGAAGACUUUCAGGACCUAACUUGGUGCACUGAAAAGAUGAGGGAUUUUCGGGAUUUUCCUCAGUUAUAUGUUGGUAAUCCUGCGUUUUGUCCUGCUGAUUUCUUGUGGAAAAUUUUCCAUUUGUCUGGAUCACAACUCUGGCUUUGGACCUGUCUGCCCCAGUCGCUUCCUGGAUCUAACUUUGUUGCUGUAUUAUACAGUUAAAAGGGCAAAUUUUCUCACAAUAAAUUGUUCUUCAUGCAGGAAGGUUUUCAUUACAGUUUAUUUUUGAAUUGGAAGACUAUUUUAGGAGGACUUUGGCUGCAGGUCAGUGUGUUGUACUCUAAUAACAACAUGGGAAUUGUAUUUUGGAUGUUUUCUCUUCUGGCUCUUCCAGUACUUCAGUCUGCCAAGAUCCUGACUGUCUGUUUAAUUGGAGGAAGCCACUACUUGUUAUUAGAUGAAAUUUCUCAUAACUUAAACCAGCAUGGCCAUGAGGUCCGCAUGCUCUUGCAACUGGGUAACCCUGUUAUUACAGGUUUUUCCGAUGAAGGCCGUGCAGACAGUUACCAGACGAGCACCUGGUCCUUAGGAGAGAAAUACAUCAAAGAAUACAAUGGCUGGUUCCUGGAGCAACAGACACAGUUUUUACUGGGAAGAGAUAACUUUAAUAACUUUCUAAACUUCAUGAACCACCUGUCCUAUCAGUGUGACAAGCUGUUAGGGGACAAAGAGAUGAUAACUUUCCUCCAGAGGGAACACUACGACAUCACCAUCCUAGAUGCUUUUAAUCCCUGUUCCUUCAUCCUGGCACACAAACUUGGUGUCCACUAUAUAGCUUUCUAUCCUGGCGCUCUGAAUGGUCCUCUGUCCAUCGCGCUCCCCAGCCCAGUCUCUUACAUCCCAGUCUUCAGCUCCCAGCUGUCUGACCACAUGAACCUCUGGGGUCGUGCAAAGAACCUCUUUUAUUCUUUCCUGGCUCCUGUAGGCCAGGAACUUGUAUGGUCAACAUUUAGGGAAGUAGCUGUGCGCCACCUUGAGUCAGGCUCACUCCCUGGUGGUCUAGAGGAGUUACAUCAAGGAGCUGAACUCUGGGCCUUCAACACUGACUUUUCACUGGAGUUCCCCCAGCCUCUUAUGCCCUACACUGUGCUGGUGGGAGGUCUGCUGAAUAAACUUGCAAAGCCUCUGGAACAGGAUCUUGAGUUGUGGAUCUCCAGUUUUGGAGAGGCAGGUUUCAUUGUCGUGACUCUGGGAUCAAUGGUUUCUUCAGUCUCUGUGGACCCUCUUCUUGUGGAGCUGGUGGCUGGCCUCUCCAGGAUCCCUCAGGGGGUGCUCUGGAGGUAUGACCCCCAGCGAUGGCCAUCUCACCUGGACACACCUCCCAAUCUCAGAAUAGUGGACUGGCUGCCUCUUAAUGACCUACUGGGCCACAAAAAAACACGUCUCUUUAUCACCCAUGGUGGGCAAAACAGCCUGCUGCAGGCAGUGUACCAUGCUGUUCCUGUGCUGGGAAUCCCUCUGUUUGGAGACCAGUUUGAUAAUGUGGUGAGGGCUGAAACUAAGGGGCUUGGCCUCACCAUCAACCCCACACACAUCACCAGGGAACUGCUCAGCUCCACUAUUCAAACACUCAUACAGGACAUCAGGUUCAAGUCUUCAGCUUUGUCCCUUAGCAGGAUCCACAAAUCUCAUCCUGCCCCUCCAGCCAUUCGACUCAUCCAGUGGGUGGAGCACAUCCUGCACAGUGGAGGUGGAACUCAUUUAAGGCCAGCUUCACUGGCACAACCAUGGUACCAGAGAUACCUGUUGGACCUGGUGCUUCUUCUCUCCCUGGGGCUUCUUGGACCUGUAGUUCUCUGCUGGACUUUCUGUAGGAACAAGAAUAGCACGGAUAAACACAAAAAAAUACGAUAGCGGCACUAAGCGUUUCGUGAGGGACACGUUAGAUUUAUACCUCAGUUCUGUGUUACUUUUUUAUCUCUGACUUAUUGUGUACUGUACCAAUAUGAUAACUUUUAAAAAAUUAAUUCCCACUACCCUUAAAUAUUGCAGAUGUUUAAUAAGUAAACCAUGCUUGUUGUAACUGAUUCAUAUAAAUAAGUGAUAGCAGGCUGGCAUGUUGAUGUAGGAAACCUCUGCUUUGACACAAGCGUUAAACUCAAACUUCCUUUUCCCCUGUUGCCCGAUAGGCCCAGAAAAGAUAUCCCUUAAGGACAAAAAUAUAACUUAAAAAAGUUAUUUUUUCAAAAUAUUCCCUUUUAUUAUCAAAAGGAAAGCUGCAAAGUACUGCAAAGCAGAACAAUGCUGUUGGUUUUAUUUUAGUUAGCAAAAAAUGCAUUUAAACAGCGUUUCUGAUGCCAUUAAUACUCUUGCUCAACUUUGCUUUUUCUGUUGAGUACUUUUCUUUCCUUACUGAAGUUUCACUCUCUGUAUUUUCAGUUUCACUUCAGUGGAAUAGCCUUAAUGCCAAGAGUCCUGCCCUCUCCCCUCCCAGCACCAUCAUGUCUACCAGACGUCUCAUUUGUACUGCAGCGCCACAUUGACCAACACCUCUGUGCUGCUUUGACCUGGCUGCGCUGCAAGCAGGGCUGGUUGACAGUACGCACGCAAAUACACAUACCCUAACUAAGUAAUGCAUUUGUGCUUUAUGUUGUUGCAUUUUUCCAAAUGGCAGCAAGCCAUGGUAGGGUGUUGAGAAUAUUUUUGUGUGCUGCUUUGCUUGGCUGGUUUGGGUACGUACUGUAUGUGUAGACAGAGUGUGUUGAGAGUCACAGAAUACACCUGAAUUCUCUGAAUGCUCUACCUGCAAAGUGUGUGUAUGCAUGUGUCUAUGUCUGUGCGCAUCUGUGUGUUUGGGGCAGUGUUAUGGUCUACUGGUUCUUCAGUUAUUAACCACCAGCACCACCUGCAAUCCUCAACUCUGACCCCCACACCCUCCUGUCUUGGUUUCCACCGAGUCUCCUUUCCCUUUCUAAACAAGCCACAAAAACACACAGCAAUGUUAACGGUCAGCGCUCAAGCCCCCAAUUCUGUCCUCCCUUCCACUCCUCACAUCUGUGUUGGGGGUUAGCAGGGAGGAAAAUAUAGAUUAGCAAGGAAAUAAUGACCAAUUAGGACGGCUUGUUCUCUGUCCAUUCAGCUGUCCAUUACUUCACUGCAUUUCAUUUGUCUGUUUGUCUGGCAGUUGCAGGUGCCAGUGAGUCUUCCUCUGUCUCGCACGCAAUCCAAAACAGGCAGGGCAAAGCAGCCGAAGCAUGACAGGACAGGACCACUAGGGAAAAAAAGAAAAAUGCAAAAAAAAAAGCACACUUUAAUGAAGCAGAAGAAAAAUACACCAAUGCAAAAUAGAAGACAGGGAAAUCAUAGAGCAGAGAAGAAACAGAAAAAACAAAGUAGAGAGAAACAAAAGCUAGAAGAAAUAGUGAUCAGACUAAAACAGACAACAUACACAACUGUCCAAAAAGUAAUAAACUGUGUCACUUUUGGCCGUUUUAAUACAGUAAUUGCAUUUAAUUUACAGUUAUGUUUUUAAGUUGGAAUUGCAAUCAUCUAUACAUUUGAUUACAGCCAUGACACUUAGUUCAAAACUGUUUUAAUACAGGUGUCCUGCAGUGACAAGGAAGAUGAAAUCAACAAAAAUAAAACAACAUAAUGAUAAUUUAAUCAAAAUGUCAUAUACAAAAACGUACGAUGGAGCAAGUAGAAGUGAAUUAAUGAUGUAAAGGUUGUAGAAGUUUUGUCCUUGAAACAUAAAUAGUUUUAUGUGCUCUUUUGAAAUGGCUCUGAUGUGAAUUUUGUAUAUGCGUCAAAAAAAGGAUGUUUGAACAUACUUGUAGCUGGCAUUAAAUGGAUCCAGUAGCAUGUU